AUGGGGUCCGCCGAUACCCAACUUCCGUCGGAUAUGCUUGCAGUGCAAGCCAUUGCAUACUCUCAACCUCCGAAGGUCAAUCGAGUCCCUGUGCCGUCCGUGGGGCAGUUAGGUGGACAAGACAUCCUCCUCAAAACAGCAGUCGCCUCACUCUGCCACACCGACCUCAUGGUUCUCGAUGGCGUUUUUCAGUCCAAGCUGCCCAUCACCAUGUCUCACGAGGGGACCGGUAUCGUUGUCGCCGUGGGAAAUCAAGUCUCGGAUUUCAAAGUCGGAGACCGUGUUAUGACCGGCAUCAAAGUACACGCCUGUGGGAAAUGCAUCAACUGUAACCCGCAGAACGGCGAAGAUUGGAACCAGUAUUGCUGGGAGUCGGAAGGCGCCGUGGGACUCAUGGCUUGCGACGGUGCCUUUGCAGAAUACCAUAUUGCGGACUCGAAGGAGAGUAGUCACGUCCCAGAUUCCAUCCCUUUCGCCAUCGCGGCGCCACUCGCGUGCGCUGGAGUGACAGUCUAUCGUGCAGUACUUACCAGUCAAGUCAAGGAAGGUGGCUUGCUUGCUAUCGUCGGAGCUGGCGGCGGGCUUGGGCACUUUGGCAUACAGUUUGCCCGAGCACGUGGAAUCAAGGUCAUUGCAAUCGAGGCGCGGGAUGAGGCGUUGGAAAUAUGUAGGAAGUUAGGGGCCGAGCACGUGCUUGAUGUGAGGGAAGGCAAGGCUGAGGUGGUAAAGAAGGUACACGCUUUGACUGAAGGACAGGGCGUGGAAGCUGUUGUGAAUGUUUCCGAUCAUCCAACGUCAGCGGCACUAUCGGCAGCGAUAACGAGGACUCAUGGCACUGUGAUUCAAGCAGCUCAACCUACCGAAGUGUGUGUGCCUUUCCAAGAUAUCGUGCUGCGAGACGUCACUAUCAAAGGGACAAUGUUAGGUGGCCGGGGGGUUGCUCAAGAAAUGCUGGAGGUCGUAGCCAGGCAUAACAUCAAAGCGGAGACGCAGGUUUUCCACGGGUUGGAAGAAGUGCCGAACAUGGUCGAACUCUCACGAGCCGGUAAAUUGAAAGGCAAGGCGAUUUGCAUCGUUGACUCGAACCUGCGGUAG
Exophiala bonariae is the source of this 1095-nucleotide messenger RNA. RefSeq lists its product as uncharacterized. Gene Ontology annotation, molecular function: oxidoreductase activity. The transcript is spliced from 2 exons. The record is from RefSeq and is a predicted model, not a curated record. NCBI's taxonomy places the organism in Eukaryota, Fungi, Ascomycota, Eurotiomycetes, Chaetothyriales, Herpotrichiellaceae. The coding region runs from base 1 to 1095 and encodes 364 amino acids.